AUGUUAGCAGCGCGCGCAGCCACGCCCGCUGCGCAUUCGUGCCAUCCCGGGCUCCAAGCAGCCAUGGCGCCCGUGCGCACCUUCGCCGCAAGUUCCCACUCGCUACCCAUUCCUUCCCCACAACGGCUUCCUGCGCGCUUUGAAGCGCAAAGCCGCGUCGCCUCCGUCUCUGGAGUGCGCGUGAGGCGCGCUGGGGGAUUGCGGAUACGAGCAAUGGCGGAGAAACCAGACGACAACAGCUCGAGCAACCCCUCCACGGAGUCGCAAUUCAUGCGCGAAUUGCGGCGCCGGCGCGCGGCCCAGUCCUCCAACAGCCAAUCAGACCCUGCCAGCAAGGCACCCGGCGCAGAAGCGGGGAGCGGAGGGGGGGGGGGAAGUGGCGCGGGAGGGGGGCCGGGAAUGCGCGACCAGCGGGCGGUUUCUAACGCGCUCAAUAGUGAAGGGCUCGAGGGCCUGCCGGCACGAGCAGCUGAGCUGCUGAAGCUGGGAGUCUCCUUCUACCUGCCGCUCUGGCCCUUUGCUCUCGCCAUUAUCACUGUCUUCACCGCUAUGUACCUGUUCCUGGGAUCCGACUUUGUGCAUCCGGGCAAGAGUUACGGGGAGGGCCGGCAACCCCCAAGCUACAUCGACCCUUACGCACUGCUGGAGGAGGAAGAGAAGUACAUGGAGCGCAUUCCUUAUGAUAUGAGCACUUAUCUAAAAGAUAACUAUGACCCGGAGUUGGAUGGGUGA
Closterium sp. NIES-65 is the source of this 732-nucleotide messenger RNA. The record is from the annotation of a GenBank genome assembly. Lineage: Eukaryota; Viridiplantae; Streptophyta; Zygnematophyceae; Desmidiales; Closteriaceae.